Sebastes umbrosus (honeycomb rockfish) is the source of this 2170-nucleotide messenger RNA. It is a transcript of the gene pdhx, whose product is annotated as pyruvate dehydrogenase complex component X. Bases 33 to 1502 code for a protein of 489 amino acids. Gene Ontology annotation, molecular function: acyltransferase activity. Lineage: Eukaryota; Metazoa; Chordata; Actinopteri; Perciformes; Sebastidae. The transcript has 11 exons. Gene Ontology annotation, biological process: pyruvate decarboxylation to acetyl-CoA. Gene Ontology annotation, cellular component: mitochondrion; pyruvate dehydrogenase complex. The record is from RefSeq and is a predicted model, not a curated record.
UAAACACCUCUCACCGACCAGAGGACGAAAACAUGGCAGCUUCCCUGCGUCUGGGUCGUCAGGGGGUUUUAUUUGGAUUUAGAUUAUCUCACUUUAAUAAAUGUUUAUGUGCCACACAGCCACGACGGCAGCAUGUCAGACACUUCUCUCGGUCCCCAUGGAUCCUCGGUGUCAGCCCAGUCAAAGUCGAAAUGCCGGCGCUCUCCCCCACCAUGGAGGAGGGAAGCAUAGUUAAAUGGCUGAAGAAGGAAGGUGAGGCGGUGGCAGCCGGCGAUGCCCUUUGUGAGAUUGAGACUGACAAGGCUGUUGUUACCAUGGAAUCUAAUGAAGAUGGGGUCAUGGCAAAGAUAUUGAUGGAGGAGGGAAGUCGCAAUGUGCGCCUGGGCACUCUCAUCGCCCUCAUGGUGGAGGAAGGGCAGGACUGGAAGCAGGUUGAUAUGCCCCCUCCAGAUGUUGCAGCUCCGCCUGCUACAGAUGCAGCCGCCGCCCCAGUUGUGCCCCCUGCUGCUCCCUCUCCAGCUACCCCACCAAAACCAGCCACGUCAGGACCGUUACGUCUGAGUCCAGCAGCGAGACAUAUCCUGGACACCCACGGUGUAGACCCAAAACUGGCCACACCCACUGGACGAAGAGGACUUGUCACCAAGGAAGAUGCAUUGAAUCUGUUGAAGACAUCUCCUGCGCCCAAAGCAACCCCAGCCAUGGCUGCCCCGGCUGCUCCGAGGCCCGUCCCCACCCGGGCAGCUCCCCCUCCGCCCCCAGGCAGCAGACCCAACAUACCUCCUCUCUCUGUACCAGGGAAACCAGGAGCACCGGGCACUUUCACAGAGAUCCCAGCCUCAAACGUCCGCCGUGUGAUCGCUCAGAGACUAACGCAAUCGAAGACCACCAUCCCCCACGCGUACGCCUCGGUCGACUGCGACAUGGCUGCCGUCAUGCACCUCCGCAAAGACUUGGCCAAAGAACAAAUCAAAGUGUCGGUUAAUGAUUUCAUUAUCAAGGCAGCUGCUGUUACACUUAAAGAAAUGCCAGAAGUGAAUGUGACCUGGUCUGGCGAUGGACCCUGUGCACUCGAUUCAGUCCACAUUUCAAUCGCAGUGGCGACCGACAGAGGCCUCAUUACCCCCAUCAUCAAGGAUGCUGCAGACAAGGGAGUCCAGGAGAUCUCGGCUAACAUAAAGGCGCUGGCCCAGAAGGCUCGAGAUGGGAAACUUCUACCAGAGGAGUACAUGGGAGGCUCAUUCAGUAUAUCUAACCUGGGGAUGUUCGGCAUCACCGGCUUCAGCGCCGUGAUCAACCCUCCCCAGGCGUGCAUCCUCGCCGUCGGGACCUCAAGGUCCGAGCUGCGGCUGUGCGAGGACGACCAGACGCUGCGCACCCAGCAGCUGAUGACGGUUACACUGUCCAGCGACGGACGGCUAGUGGAUGACGAGUUAGCCUCACGGUUUCUAGAUAAAUUCCGCUGCAACCUAGAACAACCGCAACGCAUGGCGCUAGCCUGAAAGUGAGAUAGCUGUAUAAAAAGGGACAAAGCAAGAUACACCUGCAUGACAAAGCCUGUCUCGGGAGAGAGCUCUUAAAAAGUUGACUCCUGUUCGUGCUUGGAUUAAGGCUUAAAGUAGGGUUGUGUAAACUUGUGUUUGUGGUUUUGCUUCUGCCAGGUAAUCAGCAGGCUUUGUGAUGGAGGAGUUAAACUGGGCUUCUGCUAGAGUGCUAAAGGAUUGUAGCAGUGCAGCCAAAUAUUACCAAGACAGAAGUUGCAUAGCGGGGUGCAUCCCACAUAAUGGAAUAGGUGUGGUUGUUCUGUCACACCAGUGAGACAUGUGUAUAUAUUUAUAAAUAUGAAGUGGUUAUUCCAGUUCAAGUUCUAUUUUUCAGUUCCUGUGCAUCUAACCUGCGUCACUAUUAAUAUUCGUGCAAGUGGUACACUAAAAAAAAAAAUAUUUUUAUCACUGAACAUCCGUGUGGCAAUGCGGUAUCCGAUGAGGGCAAACCCACAUGAGCCAUUUCCUGUUGUUACAGAACUCAAGAACUUAAUCAAGCAUUCAUGUUAAUACAUUGUAACUUAUUUAAAAACAGUUGUGACGUCCCUGUAAACUUAUCUUUAAAAAAUAAAUACAACAAUUUGGUUACCUUAGAUGCCAAUAAAACACACUGUUCCACCUUGAAA